Molecule: messenger RNA, 2466 nt
Organism: Ctenocephalides felis (cat flea)
Lineage: Eukaryota; Metazoa; Arthropoda; Insecta; Siphonaptera; Pulicidae
Gene: TM9SF2
Product: transmembrane 9 superfamily member 2
Biological process (GO): protein localization to membrane
Cellular component (GO): membrane
Source: RefSeq, a predicted model, not a curated record
GACCAUCUAAAGUAUCUUUUAUCUAGGUUAUCAAGAUAAUUUUAACAUUGCAUUAAAAUGAUGACGUUUAUCGCAUGGAAGCCUAUUUAUAAAAUACAAUAAUUUGCGUUCGUGUUCAAUUUUUUCAUAUAAUGCGAGCGACGCAAGCAGUCUUUUAUCUUGUGUUGUAAUUUUAUGAUUCAUUACUGCAAUCAUGCUUCAAAUAUUGGUAAAAUUUAGUAUUCUACAAGUAUUAUUUACUUUUGCAAUUGUUCAAUCAUUUUAUCUACCCGGCUUAGCGCCAGUAAAUUACUGCAUACCUGGGGAGCAAUCAGAUACUUGUAAAUCUCAAGUUAAAUUAUAUGUGAACCGCUUAAAUACAGAGGAAUCAAUAAUACCUUAUGAAUAUCAUCAUUUUGACUUUUGUGUAAGUGAUGAAAGUAAUUCACCAGUUGAAAAUCUUGGACAAGUUGUUUUUGGAGAGAGAAUUCGACCUAGUGCUUACACAAUUGAAUUUUUAAGUAACAAAAAAUGUAAUGUUGCUUGCACUAAGGAAUAUAAAGGUGGUGAUGUUGAAAGUGAGAGAAAGCUGACAGAUCUGAAAAAAGGAAUGAGUCUGAACUAUCAGCACCAUUGGAUUGUUGAUAAUAUGCCUGUGACUUGGUGCUAUCCUUUAGAAAAUAAUAGGCAAUAUUGUUCUACUGGAUUUCCAAUGGGCUGUUAUGUUAAGCCAGGACAAUUGGAUAGUUGUGCUGUAAACCCGGCUUAUCGCAAACCUGAUACAUAUUAUUUAUUUAAUCACGUAGAUUUGACUAUUACAUACCAUAGUGCUGAUAAAGAAGAUUGGGGUAGCUCUGUCUCUGAGAAUAGUGGACGUAUUAUAUCCGUUAAGGUGAUGCCAUCAAGUAUACAUUAUGCUGAUAUUAAAAACCCUGACUGCUCUAAACAAGAUACUCCAUUAGAAAUUUCUUCAAAACCAUUAGCUAGCAAUGAGGAGUUAAAAAUUGCAUACACAUAUUCCAUAACUUUUCAAAAAAAUAAUACUAUUAAAUGGUCUUCAAGAUGGGACUACAUUCUAGAAUCUAUGCCUCAGACCAAUAUUCAGUGGUUUAGUAUCUUGAAUUCGUUAGUAAUUGUAUUAUUUUUAAGUGGCAUGGUUGCCAUGAUUUUACUAAGGACUUUACAUAAAGACAUUGCCAGAUAUAACCAAAUGGAAUGUGGUGAAGAUGCUCAGGAAGAAUUCGGUUGGAAACUUGUUCAUGGAGAUGUAUUUCGACCACCACGUAAGGGGAUGCUUUUAUCAGUCUUAUUGGGUUCAGGAAUUCAGGUAUUCUGUAUGACUUUAGUUACUUUGGCAUUUGCUUGCCUUGGAUUUCUAAGUCCUGCUAAUAGAGGUGCUCUGAUGACUUGUGCUAUGGUAUUAUAUGUUUUAUUGGGAACUCCAGCAGGAUAUGUAUCAUCUCGUAUUUAUAAAAGUUUUGGAGGCGAAAAAUGGAAAUCAAAUGUUAUCUUAACCAGUAUGCUCAGUCCAGGGAUUGUUUUUUGUCUAUUUUUCCUGUUGAACUUAAUUUUAUGGGGCAAGGGCAGUUCAGCGGCUGUUCCAUUCAGUACUUUAAUUGCUCUGCUUGCUUUAUGGUUUGGUGUAUCAGUUCCACUCACUUUCAUAGGAUCAUAUUUCGGAUUCAGGAAAAGGGCACUGGAGCAUCCUGUUCGUACAAACCAAAUUCCAAGACAAAUACCAGACCAGUCAAUAUAUACACAGCCUAUCCCUGGAAUUAUAAUGGGCGGUUUGCCAUUUGGAUGCAUUUUCAUUCAAUUAUUUUUUAUCUUAAAUUCUUUGUGGUCAAGCCAAAUGUAUUAUAUGUUUGGUUUCCUAUUUCUAGUUUUCUUAAUUCUUGUGAUAACUUGCUCGGAAACAACUGUCCUUUUGUGCUAUUUCCAUUUAUGUGCUGAAGAUUAUCAUUGGUGGUGGAGAUCCUUCCUAACAUCAGGAUUCACGGCCGUUUAUCUGUUUAUAUAUUGUUGUCAUUAUUUCGCCACAAAGUUAUCCAUAGAAGACACUGCAUCGAUUAUUCUUUAUUUUGGUUACACCCUUAUUAUUGUAUUUUUAUUCUUUUUAUUAACAGGCUCAAUUGGAUUUUUUGCUUGCUUUUGGUUCAUUAGAAAAAUUUAUAGUGUUGUCAAGGUUGAUUAAAUGCACAUUAAAUUUUAAACAAAUUUAUUUUUAAGAAAAAGAUGGUAUGUGAAUUUAUAAAUUUUGUACUACUUCAUGUAUUAAGCAUUUUGUAUGAAUAUUAUGUAGUCGAUGUGUCUCUAAUAUAUUACUGUUGAGCAACAUAUUUUUAUAGAUAAGAGUAGAUGUAAUAAUUCAUUUUAAGAAUUGAGUUACUAGAAUUAUUCUAUUAUGCUGUAUUAUAUGUUAAUAUAACUAUAUUAAAAGAAAAAUUAAUAAUAUUAAUGCAUCUUUUAAUAAACUGAAAAGAACAG